Pestalotiopsis fici W106-1 is the source of this 465-nucleotide messenger RNA. RefSeq lists its product as uncharacterized. The transcript has a single exon. Gene Ontology annotation, molecular function: RNA binding; translation initiation factor activity. Lineage: Eukaryota; Fungi; Ascomycota; Sordariomycetes; Amphisphaeriales; Sporocadaceae. Bases 1 to 465 code for a protein of 154 amino acids. The record is from RefSeq and is a predicted model, not a curated record. Gene Ontology annotation, biological process: translational initiation. Gene Ontology annotation, cellular component: nucleus.
AUGGGUCGCCCAAAGCGUAAUGCUCACGCGGCAGCUGUCGAGUCCACCACGCCGCCUGAUGAGCUCGCGGCCAACCAGUCGCUGGCAUGCGUAAUCAAAGCAGAAGGCAACAGUGUCUACAGCUGCUCUCUGCCCGACAAGCGCACAGUCAUGGUCCAGCUCGCGGAUCGCUUUCGCAACACCAUCUGGGUCAAGCGUGGAGGUUAUGUGCUUGUCGAUCUCACGCCUUCCCAGGAAAUGAAGGGCAAAGUCGAAGGCGAGAUUGUUAAUGUUGUCCGCGAAGAGAGGUUGUGGAGAAAGCAAUCGUAUUGGUCAGUCAGCACUUUGCUUUUCCACCUUGGUCCAAGCCAGAAGCUAACCAAUGGCAGGCCAAAGGAGUUCGCCCCAGUUGUGUAUUCAGAUGAGGAAGAGUCCGACUCUCAUGUCGGCAAGAUGCCACCGUCUGAUUCCGAGGAUGAAGACUGA